UAUUCCUUCAACCAACUCAAAACCUCCAUUUAGUUGUAUCGCAUUCACAUUUAAUUCAUCUUCGAAAAUGUCUGGCCGUGGAAAAGGAGGCAAGGGUUUAGGGAAAGGGGGAGCUAAGCGUCACAGGAAGGUCUUGAGAGAUAAUAUUCAAGGUAUUACGAAGCCUGCUAUUCGCCGUUUGGCUCGUAGAGGCGGUGUGAAGCGUAUCAGUGGUUUGAUUUAUGAAGAAACCAGAGGUGUUUUGAAGAUCUUCCUCGAGAAUGUUAUUCGUGAUGCUGUUACCUACACAGAGCACGCCAGAAGGAAGACCGUCACCGCUAUGGAUGUGGUGUAUGCCUUGAAAAGGCAGGGAAGGACUUUGUAUGGUUUCGGAGGUUAGGUUAUAGAUUGACUACACGGAAGGUCUUAGAUCGCGUCUUUAGAUCUGGUUCCUUUUUAGUUUUCUCAUUGUUGUUUCUUAUUUGGAACUUCUGUAACUUAAUCUCGGUUAUUUAGAAAUGGUAAUGCUACUCGAUUCAUGAAUUAUGUUC
This is a messenger RNA of Cucurbita maxima (winter squash), 530 nucleotides long. Its product is annotated as histone H4. Gene Ontology annotation, biological process: nucleosome assembly. The record is from RefSeq and is a predicted model, not a curated record. Gene Ontology annotation, cellular component: nucleosome. The coding region runs from base 68 to 379 and encodes 103 amino acids. The transcript has a single exon. Gene Ontology annotation, molecular function: structural constituent of chromatin; protein heterodimerization activity; DNA binding. Lineage: Eukaryota; Viridiplantae; Streptophyta; Magnoliopsida; Cucurbitales; Cucurbitaceae.